UGCGAAUCGUUGCUCUUCUCCAGCAUCCUCAAAAGAUCCCUGUCGCGGCGGGGUUUGCACCGGGUAUGUGCAGGGGGCGGAGCCCCGGAGGGAGACAGCCUUAGUUCCCGCCCCUGUUUGUCAGGAGCGGCGCGCACCACCUCUCCGGAACCCUCGGGUCGCCGGUUGCGGUUCCGGUCGGAGUUAGCCGGCGGUGCACGACGACAUGGCAGCGUUGGUAGUGAGAGGUGUUCGGGGCGUGCUGAGGUGUGCGGAGCUCGCCACGAUCCCGCGGAGACAUCGGCAUAAGAAGAAAUGGGCUGCCACAGAGCCCAAAUUUCCUGCCACUCAACUGGCUCUGCAGAAUUUUGACAUGACUUACAGUGUGCAGUUUGGGGAUCUUUGGCCAUCAAUCCGGGUCAGUCUCCUCUCAGAGCAGAAGUAUGGUGCACUGGUCAAUAACUUUGCUGCCUGGGAUCAUGUAAGUGACGAGCUGCAGCAGCUGAGUGCCAGGGACUUUGUGAAUGAAGCCAUCUCCCACGGGGAACUGGAGCCUGAGAGGGGCCAAACUGAAGCUCCAUCCCCAGCCUCCUGGGCCUACAGUCCAAACCUCCGGUGUUUUACUUUCAACAGAGGGGAUGUCAGUCGUUUCCCUCCUUCCAGGUUUGGCAGCCUGGGUGUCAUGGACUACUAUCUGAUGGACGCUGCCUCCUUGCUGCCUGUCCUAGCCCUUGGCCUGCAGCCUGGUGACACCGUGCUUGACCUAUGUGCAGCGCCUGGAGGAAAGACGCUAGCAUUACUGCAGACUGGCUGUUGCCGCAAUCUUGCUGCCAAUGAUGUCUCCACCUCCCGAACAGGCAGACUGCAGAAGGUCCUUCACAGCUAUGUGCCUCAAGAUAUCAAGGAUAGGAGUCGAGUUCGAGUUACCUCAUGGGAUGGCAGGAAAUGGGGGGAACUGGAGGGUGAUACCUAUGACCGGGUGCUGGUGGAUGUGCCCUGCACCACAGACCGCCACUCCCUUCGUGAGGAUGACAACAACAUCUUUCAGCGGUCAAGGAAGAAGGAGCGGCAAAUGUUGCCCAUGCUGCAGGUGCAGCUUCUUGCGGCUGGACUCCUUGCCACCAAACCGGGUGGCCACGUUGUCUAUUCCACCUGCUCACUCUCACACUUACAGAAUGAGUAUGUGGUACAAGGCACCAUCGAGCUCCUGGCCAAUCAAUACAGCAUCCAGGUUCAGGUGGAAGACCUGACUCACUUCCGAAAACUUUUCAUGGAUACAUUCUCCUUCUUCCCAUCCUGCCAGGUUGGGGAGCUGGUCAUCCCAAACCUCAUGGCCAAUUUUGGGCCUAUGUACUUUUGUAAAAUGUGUAGGCUGACAUAGCAACAGCCUGUUACUGAAGCCCUGGUGUAGGAGACACCAGAAACUGAGACCAGUGGCAAAGAUGUUCUCUGAGUCCUAUCUCCAUUCUGCUCAAGUCUUCCUACAGACAAUUUCCAGUUAUAGGAAGUAGGAGUUUCUCUGUCCUGCUGUCCAAUUGUGGAGCAUCAGGAGGUUUCUUACUUAUUAUAGCCCCAUCUCCAAGCCUGUGCUAAAAGUUCCCACCCCAUUAGGGACUUAGGAAUAUGAGCCAGUGAGCAGGCCUACAUUUUAAGCUGUAAACUUGGAAAGAAGCAUUUAGCCAAUAAAAUUGUUGAAGCUCUGUAGAGCUAGGGCUUUUAGUUUUCAUGUCAGUCCAAGUACUAUUAGUUCCAUUUGUACCAGCUGCUGCUACUGAGCACUAGUGCCAGGUGCCCAAAGCCCAGGACCUCAGCCUGGAUAUAAGCCUCUGGUUACCGAGCCCCUCUCAUACGUGAGGUGAGUUCUGAAUGAUCCAUCUUGAGCAGCCAGUGGACCCAAAAAAGUCUACCUGUUUUCUCUGUAUAGCCCACAAUCUAAAGGAACAGCAACUGAAAUUGUUAAGCCAAUGCAUAAUAAUCAGCUUACUUACACUGAAAGAGCUCUCCAGAGCUGAAUAAUUCCAGCUGUUCCUGCUACCAACAGCACUGCUGCCAAAUGUGGUGGGAAGCUGCUUCUGCCACAGGCUGUUUCUUCAUUAUUCAUCUAGCAAGUGUUCCUUGAGCUCCUGACUGACGGGUAGUCAGGGAGCUGUGGAGAUGUAGAAGUUGGGAUUGUGGAAGAUAAGGAGGACUCCUCAUCCUUUGGAAUGGCAGCUCUCCUCCUUUUGCUUUUGAGCACCUAGGAAUUCCUAAUAUCUUGUUUUGUUAUAUUUUGUUUUUGGUUUUGUUCUCUUGUUCCUGGCCUGCAGCUGAGCUCUGGUGUCAGUUCUUUGGCCCACCCCCAAAUCCCUCAGAGCUCUUCCCACCAUUGUAGGACUUCACCUCACAGAGUGUGUGAAGUUGGGGGCAACAUUGUUUACUGAAUACUUGCUAGUAAUGUUGUUUUAUAACUUUUUUGCACAAAGAAGGCAAUCUUUUAAUGACAGGGAUAUAAAACUUUUUUUCUGAAAAACUUGUCCUUGUGCAGAAAACGGUAUGUAAUUUUAGAUGCUUGAGUUCUGAGUUCUUCCCACUUUCCUUAGCCCUCCUCUACCUCUUUCUGUCACUCCCUUUGUUCUUUAUGCUUUCCCUGUUAAUCCUAGUUUGGGUAUUAGAGGUGUCAGCUGAGAAGGAUUUUAGAUGAGUUUAAACCUUCUCCUUUCUUGUAAUUGGCACUCUGAGGGCCUUGGAAGGCUUUCCAGACUCAAAAUCCAGCGAAGCUAGGAAGGUAGGUUCCAGGGAGUAGGGCCCUGUUUAGCCUCUGUGUGUGGUCUGUGGUACCUGCCUGCUGUUUACUCUGCCCUCAGUAUCUGCUGAGGCUGGGCAGCCUCAGGUGCCUGGGCUUCUGCCCUUGGCCUCCUGGGUAUACAGGCUGGUUCUAAUUAAAUGCUAAGCAGUGAUUAUUCAAGAGGAGAGGAUCUCCUGCCUGUGUGAUCCCUCCCAGUCUUAAUUAGGGACAGAUGAAACCAGAUAAGAAAAGCCGAGAACUACUUUGAAAAACAGUUUGUCUUCUAUAAUUGAACAUUAACCUACCCUACAACCCAGUUAUUCCAGUACUGGGAAUAAGUCCAAUAGACACUCAUACAUGUGUACCAGAAGACAUGUACAAGAAUGUUCAUAGCAAUCCUGUUCACAAAAGCAAACCCAAAUGCCCAUGAGCAAGAGAGUGGAUAAAUAAACUGGAACAGUCACACAAUGGUAUCCUAUAUAGCUAUCAAAACAAAUGAACUACAGUGACUCUUAACAAGAUGGGUGAAUCUUCACAAUAAAAUAUUAAAUGAAAAAGUUGAGUCCCAAAAGAUUAAAUGUAACAUGAUGCUCUUUUAAAGAAAAAACAAAAACAACUUUUUCUUUUUGGUUAUUACUUACCAAAUUUAAAAUUUAUCAAUUUUUAACAUGCUGUUUAAGGAAUUUUGAUAAUUGUAUAUAAUAGCAUAGCCACCA
Manis javanica (Malayan pangolin) is the source of this 3459-nucleotide messenger RNA. RefSeq names its product NOP2/Sun RNA methyltransferase 4 (gene NSUN4). Gene Ontology annotation, biological process: rRNA methylation. NCBI's taxonomy places the organism in Eukaryota, Metazoa, Chordata, Mammalia, Pholidota, Manidae. Gene Ontology annotation, cellular component: mitochondrial large ribosomal subunit. The record is from RefSeq and is a predicted model, not a curated record. Gene Ontology annotation, molecular function: RNA methyltransferase activity.